Caenorhabditis sp. 36 PRJEB53466 is the source of this 1235-nucleotide messenger RNA. Lineage: Eukaryota; Metazoa; Nematoda; Chromadorea; Rhabditida; Rhabditidae. The record is from the annotation of a GenBank genome assembly.
AUGGCACCCAACCGAUCUCAUCCGAUUCCUAUUCACAGGUUUGUAUCGUUUUUUGUAUUUGUUGUUGGUUUCAAAUCAUUUUCCUUAUCACGAGUUUAACGCCUUUUCUUUAAUAUCCAUCUUUCGAGUGAUACGGUAUUAAAGGCGCAUAGAGUUGUCGCAAUAAUUUCCUGGCAUCUAGCUUGCUCGUCAUAUUGAGGUUAAUUCAUUCAAAAUACGGUUUUGUGAAAAAUCAGAAGAGAACUAUGAGAAUUCCCUGAGUCAAUAUAUAAAAAGUGCAGUGUUUAUCAUUAGAUUUUACCCUCCCCCCUUUCUUUUUUUAAUUCCCUCCCGUCGCACAGUUUCCCGGUCAAUACUGCUUCUAUCGUGAACGUUUCGACAAAGAAGUUCGCGAAAGUUCUGUGCGAACAGCAGUGCUGAAAAAAUGAUUAGUGUUUAGCACUCUAGAAGUCACCAAUUACCCGUAGGUAGUUGGCAAACACAGAGCGAGAAAAAUCUCUUGAGAGAGAGAGAGAAGAGACAAUCCGCUACAUGUAGGUGUCUUUUCUCAAGGACACGCACUGUGCCAUCAUCUCGCCCAAUGCUGCCCUCGGCCACUUGAGCUCCGAUUGAGCCAACCCCGAAAGGUCGCGGUGAUGCUACUGGUUGAUGCAAACAAAAAAUUGAUCAGGGAAUUAGAGAAGGCUACCUGGACGUUCUGAAUUGAAUUAAAGAUGUGUCGCUUCAAAUGAGCAUCGCUCAAAUACAAAAUGAAUGAGCGUUCCGCCGGUCGGUGCAGAACGAUCAAGUUUUCGCGAAAAUUUCAAAGCACUUCAGAGUUGCGUCACUAUUUUCUGAGCUUUUGAGCUUAUUAAUGGAUCAUUAAAUACAACGCCCCCGCAUUUGCAGAUCGGCGUCGCACACGCCGUCGAUGCUUGUGAACGCCAAGAAGUACCUUUCCGAUCGGCCACAGCUUCUCGAUUGUCCACGAUGCAAGGUAACCCUUUUUCUUCAACUAUAUUAUGAUUUUUGAAAACAACAAACUUCAGAAUCAUGGCGAAACGGAGCUUCGUUUCGUGAACGGCUUCUUCACCUACGUCUCGUUCUUCGUCAUCCUCAUCUUCGGUUUCGCCAUUCUUCCGCUCUUCUUCCUCUGGGUUCCGUUCUGCGUCGAGACGUUCAAGGACGCCGAGCACUAUUGUCCGUCGUGCCGCGCCUGGAUCGGAACCUACAGACGCCUCGGAAAAUCCACCUAG